AAGCUGGUAUACAUGAUUCAUCGACUUUCUUCUAUAAUUUAGUGGAAUUUUGACUAGACUUUGAUGUUAAUGGUUUUAUUUUACAGAAUUACAAAGGUCUGCCCUUGUAGAAUCUGCAUUCUUUAAAUAACUUUGCCUCUCUUCACAUAAGACAGGCAAUUGGCAAGAAAGCCAAAGUCAAUGAGUCUGAUUCUCUCAUGCUGCAGGGUAAAACCCAUCAUGUGAUUAACCCAGAUCAAUACUCAGGAAUAUUUUGUUCUGAUCCCGCUGGUUAUGCCAAAGAUGUGCAAGAUCACAUUGCUUAUGGUACUUCAGGAAAAUUUGUUGGAUUUAUACCUGAAAUAAUUCAGGGAGUUGGAGGAGCAGCUGAAUUAGCCCUUGGAUACUUGAAAAUAGUUCAUGAAAUUGUACGCAAAGCUGGAGGUGUGUGCAUUUCUGAUGAAGUGCGAAUUGGAUUAACCACAAAGGAAGCCAUUUUUGGUGGUUUUGAUACACAAGGAGUCAUUAACAUAGUUACAAUGGCAAAGCCUUAUGGACCUUGCCCAGUGGCCCUAUAAAAUAUACAAGUAUCAUCUCUUAGGGUAUCAGCAGCGGUAUACCAUGUCCUGGGAGUGGGAGCAGUGAUGACAACACCAUAAAUAGCAAACGUGAUUGCUUAGAAAUUUCAAAGACACUUUUAGUGGGAACCCUGUCUGUCCUGUUGGUGGACUUCCAGUGCUGAGAAUUGUUGAGAAAGAGAAGAUCAAGAACAUUGUGUUGACGUGGGUUCCUACAUGACUGGCCGCGUGAGAGCCCUUCAGCGAAGACAUGACAGUAAUUUCCUUUAAACUUUUCAUCUCAAACGCACGCUAAAAGUAUAAAGCGAAUCAUUGGGGUAAUUUCUCUCAUUGUGUUGACUAUCUGUUGGCUUAAGCCAUCUACAGGCUGUAUUUGCGUCCUCUAAAUUUGCGGCUGGUCAGCGAAUCAUUGGGGUUUGAACACAAGCAAACCUCUUUGAUAACUUUUAGGAACCUUUUGUAUUCAUUGGAAAAUAUACUCAAGUAAUCUCCAUGAGCUUACUAGUUUAUUAAGGACAUCGCCAGUCUGAGUGUGUGACGUUGUCUGCAUGCAUGUGCUAACAUGUCUCCAGAAAAGUUAUUAGGCAAAUUGAAUUGCUUGGGAAAGUCUGUGCACUGCAUGCUAGCUGUACAGAAAAUAAAUGUCUCAAGUGAAGCCAUUAAGAGACACGUGUAGGAUCAAUGAAUUUGCUGCUCCUGUCCAGACACACGAUGUUUUCAUCAUAUUUGUAAAUCUGACUAUUUAUAAGUUCUAAAUUACUACUUCAUUAUGCAAUAUAUUUUGUUCUAAAUAAGUGGUACUGUAAGCAGUUCUAGUAUUCUUAAUUUCCUAUAUUUUAGUUUCAUUCAGUGGAGAUGUAAGGAGGAGGGAUUUAACGGUGAGGAUAGAACUCAUGACUGACAAGAAGGAGAAGACACCUACCAAGUCAGAAACUGCAGUUUUGUUUGAGAAA
Manihot esculenta (cassava) is the source of this 1510-nucleotide messenger RNA. Its product is annotated as alanine--glyoxylate aminotransferase 2 homolog 1, mitochondrial. Lineage: Eukaryota; Viridiplantae; Streptophyta; Magnoliopsida; Malpighiales; Euphorbiaceae. Gene Ontology annotation, molecular function: L-alanine:glyoxylate transaminase activity. The record is from RefSeq and is a predicted model, not a curated record. Gene Ontology annotation, biological process: glyoxylate catabolic process. Gene Ontology annotation, cellular component: mitochondrion.